Messenger RNA from Dentiscutata erythropus, 600 nucleotides. The record is from the annotation of a GenBank genome assembly. Lineage: Eukaryota; Fungi; Glomeromycota; Glomeromycetes; Diversisporales; Gigasporaceae.
AUGUUUUUUGACAAUCUCAACAUUGGGGGUAGUACAAAUAAAACCGCUGAUUUAAUUAGAGCUGCAGUAGAUUUAAUAGAUGAUUUAUGGAAAAAAUCUCAUCCUGUGUUAAAACGCACUUCAAUUGGCAUACAAAUAAAAUUUUCUAACUUGGUCGAGGAGAUUUCUGAUGACAAACACAUGGAACUUGAAGAAAAGAUGGUGAUGAUGGGAAUAAUGGCAAUCCAGUUCUGGUGUAUUGCCAAUAUCAAAACAAUCGAAGGAUUGCCAUCUCAUAACAGUGCGAAUGAACCAACAACCACUUCUACAUCCGAUAGAGAAGAAAACGAAAAAAAAAACGCGUUAAAAGAAAAUUUAUUGUUACUUCAUCUGAAGAAGAAUAAGAAGCAUAAAAGUACUUCAAGUAAUAUCAAGUUACUAAUAGAAGAAGAUGGUAGCACUCAGAUUAAAACACCUCGUUCAAGAACGAAGGCGGUAAUAGCUCAAAUAAUGUCCUCAAGAUCUACAAUGAAUACCUCUCAGCUUUCAGGUGACAAACGUAAGAGUACUAUUCUAACUGCAUUAUGGAAGAAGCAACCAAAAGUUUCUGAAGAAUCGUAA